Molecule: messenger RNA, 1236 nt
Organism: Suncus etruscus (white-toothed pygmy shrew)
Lineage: Eukaryota; Metazoa; Chordata; Mammalia; Eulipotyphla; Soricidae
Gene: YAF2
Product: YY1 associated factor 2
Exons: 5
Coding region: 89-703 (204 amino acids)
Biological process (GO): positive regulation of DNA-templated transcription
Cellular component (GO): nucleus
Molecular function (GO): transcription coregulator activity; DNA binding
Source: RefSeq, a predicted model, not a curated record
CGGCUCCGGCUCCUUGACAAACAGCUCGGCGGCGUUGGCGGCGUUGGAGCGAGACCCGGGCGUGCGCUUGCUUCCCCGAACCCGAGCCAUGGGAGACAAGAAGAGCCCCACCAGGCCGAAGCGGCAGCCGAAGCCGGCGUCGGACGAGGGCUACUGGGACUGCAGCGUGUGCACCUUCCGCAACAGCGCCGAGGCCUUCAAGUGCAUGAUGUGCGACGUGCGCAAGGGCACCUCCACCCGAUCCACAUUCUUUGAAGUUAUUGUGAAUGCCUCGAGGACCAAGGAAGCGUUGAAAUUUCCCAUUACAGGAAGGAAACCUCGACCUGUCUCACAGUUGGUUGCACAGCAGGUUACGCAGCAGUUUGUGCCCCCUACACAGUCAAAGAAAGAAAAAAAAGAUAAAGUAGAGAAAGAAAAAAGUGAAAAGGAAACAACUAGCAAAAAGAACAGUCAUAAAAAAACAAGGCCAAGAUUGAAAAACGUGGAUCGGAGUAGUGCACAGCAUUUGGAAGUUACAGUCGGAGAUCUGACGGUCAUUAUUACAGACUUUAAGGAGAAAACCAAGUCACCUCCUGCCUCUAGCGCUGCUUCUGCAGAUCAACACAGUCAGAGCGGCUCUAGCUCUGAUAAUACAGAGAGAGGAAUGUCUAGGUCAUCUUCACCCAGAGGAGAAGCCUCAUCACUGAAUGGAGAGUCUCAUUAAAGUUUAUUUUCUCCAACUUCUUAGUCACCCUAUCACAACAUGAAAGUACAUCGAUUAUGCCAAGAAGUGUCACAUUUCCAUGACAAGCAUACUCAUGCACAGCCCACCGUUUGAGUUUGACAUACAAAUAGAAAUUUGUUAGAGCCUGUUAGAUUUUUACUGCAAGCAUUUCCAGAUUAAACAUUUUGGUCUCCACAGUUAAAGGUGCCAUGAAAAUGUGGUUGAAUUAUUCAUUAUGCAGUGUUAUUGGUAAGUCUAUUUUCACUUUUAGUUUAGUGAAUUCUAGCACAUCAUUUAAAUUCUCUAUUGGCAUGUAACAGUAAAAAUUUUAUAACAUAGUGCAAGCUGCCUAAAUAUGUAUUAUUUGAGAAUUGUGAAAUAAAUAGUUAUAUGUAUUCAAGUUAAAGAUCAACUUAAUCAACUAUUGCUGCAACAGGAUUUUCUCAGUGGUUAUCCUCUUAAAGAAAUACACCUGCUGGUACUUGGUGUGGUUAAAUAGGAAAAUUGUUAUUAAAUAAAGAAUUUGUAUAAGC